CGGAGUUCGAUAAAUAUUAAAUACGUCUAAUUUCCACUAUCUUAGUUUUAGUUUGCAGAAUUUCCCAACAAACUCUCAGCACCAGCAUCGUCGUUAUCCGCAAACUCCGCCAAACAGCCUCACCAAAACGCAAACUACUCCUCCACGGCCCUCUCAUCUCCACCAUCGCCUCCCAGCCAUUCCGACUUUCGACCUCCAUCUUCACGAGUCCAAUCCUCGCCAUGCUUCCACAGUCUAGAGAUUAGAACACCUUGCUUAAGAUAUUCUUCGAUUUUACUCUGUUCCUAACCUUCAAUGGACGAAAUUCCGUCGUAAUCGUGUGCAAUUUCAACGAACUUUCCUUCUCAACUACUGGCGAAGUAAGAAAUUCGAAGGUGCGGCUUAAUCCGAUGCCUUCGUUCCGCGCUUUCCUCAACAGCCCGGUUGGCCCUAAAACAACGCAUUUUUGGGGACCUGUUGCUAACUUUGGUUUCGUUGCUGCUGGGCUUGCAGAUGUGAAAAAACCUGCUGAUAUGAUUUCUGGGAGAAUGACGGCAGUUUUGUGCGUCUAUUCGUUGUUAUGCAUGAGAUUUGGGUAUAUGGUUCGACCUCGAAACUAUUUGCUGAUGGGAUGUCAUGCUGCGAAUGAAUCUGUUCAGCUCUAUCUUCUCUCUCGUUGGGCGAUGGGCCAGAGGAAGACUGUAGAUUACAGCAACGAGUAGCUUCAAUGGCGAUGGUAUGGAUAUAUGAUGAUGCUAUCGAUGCUGCUUCGAAUCCCUGUUGAUACUUGCUUUUGGGAUUUGAUUUAUUAAUUAAAGAUCACACACACACACAACUACUUGAUGACUUCAAUGUCCUAAUUUCCCUUUGCUUCAUCUCUUUCGAUUCAAUUGAUAGCUAGCUAUGCUUACUUUA
This is a messenger RNA of Cucumis melo (muskmelon), 894 nucleotides long. RefSeq names its product mitochondrial pyruvate carrier 1-like. Gene Ontology annotation, biological process: pyruvate import into mitochondria. The transcript is spliced from 4 exons. Lineage: Eukaryota; Viridiplantae; Streptophyta; Magnoliopsida; Cucurbitales; Cucurbitaceae. Gene Ontology annotation, cellular component: mitochondrial inner membrane. The record is from RefSeq and is a predicted model, not a curated record. The coding region runs from base 390 to 701 and encodes 103 amino acids.